AUGCUCCGAGGCUCGCCCGGGCUAGGCCUCAGGGGCCUGAAAGGAGCCGAGGGCUCUGCAGAGGACUUGGGAGGCUCUUGCCCUGAGCCUGGGAGGAACUUUGGGGUGCUGAGGGAAAACGGCGCCCCCCGGAGCCAGGGAGAGGCCGGGGAGGCUGCGGGCGGAAAGCGGGCCAGGCCGGUGCGGUCCAAGGCGCGGCGCAUGGCCGCCAACGUGCGGGAGCGCAAGCGCAUCCUGGACUACAACGAGGCCUUUAACGCGCUGCGGCGGGCGCUGCGGCACGACCUGGGCGGCAAGAGGCUCUCCAAGAUCGCCACGCUGCGCAGGGCCAUCCACCGCAUCACUGCGCUCUCCCUCGUCUUGCGUGCCAGCCCCCCUCCCCGCUGGCCCUGCGGCCACUUGGAGUGUCACAGCCAGAUGGCGCGCGCAGGAGGCACUGGGGACGCCCGCUCCAGCCCCGCACGGCCCGCGCCGCAACCCGCAGGGCCUAACCUCGGGCGCCGGGACGCCACAGGCCCCUUCCUGCAGCCGGCGCCGCGCUGCGCCUCUUGCUCGCCACACACGUAUAUGGGACGGCCCAGGGCGGUGGCCGACGUCCCAGGCUGGGGCCAAGCCUACGGAGGAAACUGGCGCCGAUGUCCCGGGUCUCCCUCUGCUGGGCCCCUUCCCUGGUGCCGAGGCUACCUGCGAACAGGCACCGGGUUGGGCUACCAGCACUCCUGA
Marmota flaviventris (yellow-bellied marmot) is the source of this 723-nucleotide messenger RNA. It is a transcript of the gene Bhlha9, whose product is annotated as basic helix-loop-helix family member a9. Gene Ontology annotation, cellular component: nucleus. Gene Ontology annotation, molecular function: protein dimerization activity; E-box binding; DNA-binding transcription factor activity. Gene Ontology annotation, biological process: positive regulation of transcription by RNA polymerase II; axon development; sensory organ development. The record is from RefSeq and is a predicted model, not a curated record. NCBI's taxonomy places the organism in Eukaryota, Metazoa, Chordata, Mammalia, Rodentia, Sciuridae.